Diprion similis is the source of this 3069-nucleotide messenger RNA. RefSeq names its product serine/threonine-protein kinase PAK mbt (gene mbt). Gene Ontology annotation, cellular component: cytoplasm. Gene Ontology annotation, biological process: intracellular signal transduction; protein phosphorylation; regulation of MAPK cascade. The record is from RefSeq and is a predicted model, not a curated record. Bases 207 to 2300 code for a protein of 697 amino acids. Gene Ontology annotation, molecular function: ATP binding; protein serine/threonine kinase activity. Lineage: Eukaryota; Metazoa; Arthropoda; Insecta; Hymenoptera; Diprionidae. The transcript is spliced from 5 exons.
UCAAUGUGAAGAUGCGUGUCGGACGCUGCCCAUUGUGAGCUCGGAGCAUGAUAAAUAGAGAAGGUAUCACCGUGUGUCACGUAGCUGAUCUGUACGUGAUAUUGUAGAGACAGAGCUUAAAGGUUGCUACGCAUCGUUUACCAGGGUUACACCCAUGAGGUUGGCUCUCUUUGGUAUGUGAUAUAGGAGCGGACUAUCCUACCAUCAUGUUUGCAAAGAAGAAGAAAAAGCCACAGAUUUCAACGCCAACAAAUUUUGAGCACAGAGUUCACACAGGUUUUGAUAAACGUGAGGGUAAAUUUGUUGGCUUACCUUUACAGUGGGCUUCGAUUGUUGGCAACAAUCCGACUAAUCGACCUUUGCCUCUGGUUGAUCCGAGUGAAAUAACACCCACCGAAAUUUUGGACUUGAAAACAAUUGUCAGAGGUCAUAAUGAUCCUAGGGUCAGAAUACCAGGUGACAAAACCACCGAAAAUGGCUUGCCAAAAACAAGCAAUGUUGCAAGAUCUAAUUCUUUGAGGUCAUCGAGCCCCCCGAGGCUCAGGAGAGAUUACAGAAAUAACACGAAUCUUCCACCAUCUGUCCCUGAGGGGCAAGAAAUGACGACAAAUACUGUCCAACCUCAAGGUUAUUCGAAUUUUGGAAAACCACAUUCGUAUACUGACGGCUACAGACAAAGUUCUUCAAACAUGCCUUCUAAUUUACAAAAUUUAAAUCCUAACGUACAAAAUAUGAAUUCAAAUUCACAGAACGUAAAUCCAAAUCUACCAAAUUUCAUUCCGAAUGUUCAAAACAUGAAUCCAAAUAUGCAGUCUUCGCCCAAUUUGGCUCAUUUGAAUUCGAAUAGUCAGAACCUAAUGCUCAAUUUCCAAAACUUGAGCCCUAUUUCGAAUUUACAAGGUGUUGGCAAUAAUCCGAACUUACCAACUUCAAGUCCAAAUACUCCUCAGCCUUCAGAUCAUGAUUUCCAAAGACUUAAUCAACCGUCUAACAGCAGUCAAUCAAUGGGUCAAUACAACGGAAGCAUCCAGGUUGCAAGCGUUGACUCAUCUUCAUCCAGAGAUCAUACUAUGUCUCAUGGACUUAUGGUUCAAAAAAUUCAACCAAAGAUAUCUCCCGUUGGCUCUAUAGCUUCGCAGCGAUCUUUGAGUCAGCUGAGCUCUCAUAAUCUCACUAAACAUUCUCAAGCGUACGGGGUUCCUGAGAAUUCUCAGAAUAUACACACACACUUCCAGAAGCCAAUCGAGUCCUCUCAGUCUAUGCAUAAUUUAUCAAAAUCUGGAAUGAUAUCUGCUACUCCUGUCACAACUUCAACCCCUGAUCAGAAUCAAAACUUGAAGAGUUCCGUGUCAUCCGGAAACUUGGCCACUGGAUCAGCUAGUAAUGCAAACAAACAAAGCGCUGAGCACAGAUUAACGCACGAACAGUUUAGAGCUGCAUUACAGAUGGUGGUCAGCCGAGGAGACCCGAGAGAAAAUCUGGAAAAUUUCCUGAAAAUAGGAGAGGGAAGUACCGGCACAGUGUGCAUAGCUACAGACAAAAGUACUAACCGUCAAGUGGCAGUAAAAAAAAUGGAUUUACGGAAACAGCAGAGGAGAGAGCUCCUGUUUAAUGAAGUCGUGAUAAUGCGCGAUUAUCACCAUCCGAAUAUCGUCGAAAUGUACGAUAGCUUUUUGGUCAACGAUGAACUGUGGGUUGUAAUGGAAUAUCUUGAAGGUGGUGCACUCACAGAUAUAGUAACGCACUCAAGGAUGGAUGAAAGUCAAAUAGCCACUGUCUGUUCCCAGUGUCUAAAGCCUUUGGCGUAUUUACAUUCUCAGGGAGUUAUCCAUAGAGAUAUUAAAUCUGAUUCCAUUUUGCUUGCCGCAGAUGGUAGAGUAAAAUUGUCAGACUUUGGAUUUUGUGCCCAAGUCUCCCAAGAACUACCAAAAAGAAAGUCCUUGGUCGGCACUCCUUACUGGAUGAGUCCUGAAGUAAUAUCGAGGUUACCGUAUGGUCCAGAAGUCGACAUCUGGUCAUUGGGUAUUAUGAUCAUAGAGAUGGUGGAUGGAGAGCCGCCAUUCUUUAAUGAGCCACCUUUGCAAGCAAUGCGAAGAAUAAGAGACAUGCCACCACCUAAAUUAAAAAAUUCCCAGAAGGUAAGCCCUCGACUUCAAGGUUUCCUUGAAAGAAUGCUGGUACGUGAUCCCGCCCAAAGAGCUACGGCUGCUGAAUUACUUCAACAUCCAUUUUUGAGGCAGGCUCAAAGCCCCAGCAUUCUCAUUCCACUGAUGCGUGGUGCGAGGCAUACAACCUGUUGAAAUAUUCUGUAGAGGUAUUCACACAAUCUACAAGUUGAAGAUUUUUCAUUUCAAACGCAAAAGGAAUAUUUUUCAGAUGCUGGAAAUUGAACAGAAAUCGAAUUAACACAAGUAGAUACCUCAACAAAAAUUGAACGAUCAUUGUUGUACAAUAUUUUCUCACAAUGCUGAACAAUUUCAGUUUCAUUACGUAUGUAAUAAGACCGAUAUUAAGUUACACGUUAUAAUGAUAGUUAAGUGCUUGACUCGUGCUUGUAAUUUUUCUUCUAUCAAUAUGUAUUAGCACCUGUUAUUCGAGAUGAAAUAUGUCGAAUAUUCCGAAUAAGGCAUGAAUAUUAAGUAAAUCUUAUUACAGCAUAAAUUUAUUAUUAUGCUGUAACUAUGGCUGCUAUCUCUCGUGUGAUACAUUUUUCAAAUAACUGACCGUCCUAGUUUUCUUCUCUUUUUACAUUCUCAUGUAUAAUAAAUUUGCUAAGAGGCAGCUAAAAUUAAACUAUAGUAGUGAUAGUGAUAGAUAUAGUAAUGACAGUGUAACGUUACAAUCAUUGCAAAAAAAGGUCGACUGGCAUUUUUAUUCACAAACACUUUAAUUUUCAUUAGCCUGUGCUGAGAUAAAAAAAUCUAAGCUACCAAUCCGUAUUAUUUAUGUUAUUCUAGGACACAGCAAGCCCAUUUUAAGUAGCAACUUAUAUUGUCAGUAAUUGGCAGCUUUGAAAAAAAAUUUUAUACACCAUACUAUAAUAGUAAAAACCUUAUAUUCGUUGCAUAU